AUGGCUAAUGAUCUUGACAGCUUUGUCGACGACGUUGAUGACACUUUGUGUGCUGUCUGCUUCGACACUUUAGAGGAGGAACUUAACAAUGAAAGAAACGAGCCCAGACCCUGCUUGACUAAAUUGACCUCGAAGAACGUCAAGUGUCCCCUGUUCGUUACUUGGAAUUUCAAGGAUGGUGAUGAUGAGGAGCUACGUGGAUGCAUUGGCACCCUGGAACCCACCAGUCUUUCCAAUUUGAAACGCUACGCUCACAUGAGUGCCUUCCAGGACUCCCGGUUCAGUCCCAUCAGUGCUCCUGAGCUUCGCAAUCUCGUCUGUAAGCUUUCUCUGCUUCACUCCUACGAGCCUUGCAAGAACCACCUUGACUGGGAGGUCGGCAAGCACGGUGUGCUUUUGGAGUUCGAGGUCAACGGCCAGGGAUACUCUGCCACCUACUUGCCUGAGGUUGCUUUGGAGCACAAUAUGACUAAGGAGGUCGCCAUUGAACAGCUGGUUUGUUCUCAGUUAACCCUUUUUUCUAAAUCCUUCUUAGAUCAGGAAGAGUGGUUACAGGGGUCGAGUCACUGA
This is a messenger RNA of Theileria orientalis strain Shintoku, 570 nucleotides long. RefSeq lists its product as uncharacterized. The record is from RefSeq and is a predicted model, not a curated record. Lineage: Eukaryota; Apicomplexa; Aconoidasida; Piroplasmida; Theileriidae. The coding region runs from base 1 to 570 and encodes 189 amino acids. The transcript is spliced from 6 exons.